CCUUACAAAAAAGCCGAAAAUUUCCCCAAACCAACAGAUUCAAGACCCGCACUUUCUCGGUCUCGCUUUGCAGUGAGUCCCCCAUUCUGACUUUUGCUUCUAUUUCGUUCGAUUCGUUUGAAAAAAAAAAAAAGGGUACAAAUGGCCGCUUUAACUCUCCGCUUUCUGUCUCUUUCUGUUUCUUCUCCUCUGUCCUGUCUUUACUUUCACUUCUCUUUAAAAGGUUGGGUCCUCUUUCGUCACCACUCACCCACACCUCGGUCUCUUCCUUCACUGCUUCUCUCGCUUCUUUUUUCCACACCAAACCCAAAAAUAGUGAAACAAAAAAAAAAAGAAAGAAAAAAUAAAUUAAAAGGAAUUCUUUUUUUUUUAAAUUGAAAUUAAAAUGAAGCGCGUUUUCGACGAAAUUUCAGACGAAGAAUGGGAGAACCAUUCUUUCAAGCCUUCUCGUGUUUUAAAGAAAAACCCUAACCCUCGUCCAAUUGAAUCUUUCGCUUUCAAUUCCCAAACUCACGCUAGUUUUUCUUACCAAAGCAGCGACGAUUGCGUCGAAGUCGAACAAUUGGUGGACGACUCCAACUUGGAUGACCACGAUGUUGAAGCCGAGGAUACCGCCGGGCCUGUCAACCGUGCUCGUCGGUUCGUGGUUGAUGAUGACGACGACAAGGAAGAUGAUGAAAAGGACUGCGGUGAAAAUGGUUGUGAGAAGGUGUAUGAUGUUGAGUCGAGUGAAGAGGAGGAAGUGCAAGAGGAUGACGUGGUAGGGAAGGCGUUGCAGAAGUGUGCGAAAAUAUCGACUGAGCUUCGGAAGGAGCUCUACGGGAGUUCCGGCGCUUCUUGUGAACGAUACGCCGAAGUAGAAUCUUCUUCUGUGAGAAUCGUUACACAGAAUGAUAUUGAUGUAGCAUGUGGGGUGGUGGAUUCGGAUUUUCAGCCAAUUCUCAAGCCAUAUCAACUGGUUGGUGUGAACUUUCUUCUUCUUUUGCAUCGUAAGGGUAUUGGAGGAGCUAUAUUGGCAGAUGAGAUGGGUCUUGGAAAAACCAUUCAGGCUAUUACAUAUCUAACUUUGCUGAAACAUCUGAAAAAUGAUCCUGGUCCUCAUUUAAUAGUUUGUCCUGCCUCACUUUUGGAAAACUGGGAAAGAGAACUUAAGAAGUGGUGCCCAUCAUUUUCUGUACUUCAGUAUCAUGGUGCUGGCCGAGCAGCUUACUCAAAAAAGUUGAGCUAUUUGUCCAAAGCUGGAUUACCACCUCCAUUUAAUGUCCUUCUUGUGUGUUAUUCACUUUUUGAAAGACACAGCGUGCAGCAGAAGGAUGAUCGUAAAAUUCUGAAACGUUGGCAUUGGAGCUGUGUGCUAAUGGAUGAGGCCCAUGCUUUAAAGGACAAGAACAGCUUUAGGUGGAAAAAUCUAAUGUCAGUUGCUCGAAAUGCAAACCAACGUCUUAUGCUAACAGGCACACCACUGCAAAAUGAUUUACAUGAGCUGUGGUCAUUGUUAGAGUUCAUGAUGCCUGAUCUUUUUGCCACUGAGGAUGUAGACUUGAAGAAGCUACUAAAUGCAGAAGAUAGAGAGUUGAUCGGUCGUAUGAAGUCCAUUUUGGGACCAUUCGUCUUGAGGCGCUUGAAAUCAGAUGUGAUGCAGCAACUCGUCCCAAAGAUACAACGGGUUGAGUAUGUAAUUAUGGAAAAGCAACAAGAAGAUGCUUAUAGGGAAGCCAUAGAGGAGUAUCGUACAAUUUCACGAGCACGCUUAGCAAAGUUUUCAGAGUCUGACAUGAAUAAUAUUGUUGGAAUUCUUCCUCAACGUCAGAUCUCAAAUUAUUUUGUUCAGUUUCGAAAGAUUGCAAAUCACCCAUUAUUAGUGAGGCGAAUUUAUAAUGAUGAGGAUGUUGUUCGCUUUGCUAAAAGGUUACAUUCAAUGGGUGUUUUUGAAUGUACCUUGGUCAGAGUAAUUGAGGAACUAAAGAAUUACAAUGACUUCUCUAUUCAUCGGCUUUUACUUCGCUAUGAAAUUAGUGGUGGUAAAGGAACUCUUUCUGACGAAUAUGUUAUGCUUUCAGCUAAAUGCCAGGCAUUAGCAGAGCUUCUCCCUUCACUCAAGAGAAGUGGGCAUCGAGUUCUGAUUUUUAGCCAGUGGACAUCAAUGCUUGAUAUCUUAGAGUGGACUUUAGAUGUGAUUGGGGUUACGUAUAGGCGGCUUGAUGGAAGUACUCAGGUGACUGAUAGGCAGACUAUAGUUGAUGAUUUCAAUAAUGACACUUCUAUAUUUGCAUGCUUGUUGUCCACGAGAGCUGGAGGACAGGGUUUGAACUUGACAGGAGCUGAUACUGUAGUUAUUCACGAUAUGGAUUUUAAUCCACAGAUUGACCGACAGGCUGAAGAUCGUUGCCAUCGAAUUGGCCAAACUAGGCCAGUUACCAUAUACAGGCUGGUUACCAAAGGUACUGUUGAUGAGAACGUUUAUGAGAUUGCGAAAAGGAAGUUGACUCUGGAUGCUGCAGUGCUAGAGUCUGGCAUGGAUGUAGAGAAUGAAGGUGACACAUCUGAGAAAACAAUGGGACAGAUACUGGCAUCCCUACUGAUGAGCUAGAACUAAGAGAGUAUGUGAUAGAUUUUUGCUUUUUUUUUUUAAUGUACUUUAGCUGAUUCUUUGUAUGUAACACCCAUUGUUGUAUUUAAAGAGAAAAUUAUAUUGAUCUAUUAGUUAGGGUCAUUUGAUAGAAAAUUAACCUUUAUAAUUGUUAGGGCAUGCCUUACAUGGGUAGUAAUUACCCAACAUCAAUGUAGCAGAAAAUCAGUGAGAAAAUUAUUAGCAGAAGAGACCAGUGACUUUUUGGUGCCUAUAAAACUAAAAGUGUCAAAACCCCACCCCGUGAAUGGUUAAAUCUUCCAUCCUUUCCCUGAAGGGAGAUUAAUAGAUUGUGAUCUUUUAUUUGGUGUAUUAAAGAGUUGCUAUUAUUAUCUUAGAAACCUUUUACUUGGUGAAGGUGGAUUUAUAUCAGUUUUCAUUAUAUAGGUUGCUUAAAAAGUUGAACAAAUUUUAGCAGUUGGCAGGUUGGGAAAUUUAUGGUAAGCAAUCAAGUUGCAUUGGAGCCUAGGGAAUUUGGAUUUGCAGAUGGUAAAGUUCUAGUUACUAUUCUGAUAUAUUUUUCUUUCAAGUUUAUUUUGUUUGGAGGAUGGAAAAGUCGAGUGAAAGCAAAUUACUAGGGCAAUGACUCUAACAUCCCACGUGAUUUUUUCAUGUCUAAACAGUAUCUAGUUCAAUUUACAUUUUAUGCCUUUAAAUCGUGUAGUUUGGCACAUAGCGAGCUUGGGUAGGGGUGGGAUCUGAUUCGAGGAACUAGGGAGGGAAUAUUUAAGGGAUAGGGACAGACGAUAGUCCCCCCUGUGGGGGGUUGGAGGUGGGGCAGGGCUACGGGCCACCCCAGUUUAGGACGUCCUACAACUAUUACUGCCCAUCUACCUCACCAGAUUCCGGUUGCCAUCUCCAUGCACCGUACGACCAUAUCUAUACCAAGAUAUUUCAUUUCUCUUUUAUGUGUUUCUUUUCAAGUCAUGUGAUAGCUUUUUUUUUUUUUCCCUUUUUAGCAACAUAUGAUAGCUUAAUGUUU
Messenger RNA from Durio zibethinus, 3611 nucleotides. RefSeq names its product protein CHROMATIN REMODELING 19-like. Gene Ontology annotation, molecular function: ATP binding. The record is from RefSeq and is a predicted model, not a curated record. NCBI's taxonomy places the organism in Eukaryota, Viridiplantae, Streptophyta, Magnoliopsida, Malvales, Malvaceae.